AUGGUGGCUACGGCCAUUAUCGCGUUCGCUGCGGGCCUGUUGUUCUCAGGGGCCAAGUUCAAUUCCUUCCGGGAGGCUGUGGUCAACUCGUACGGAUACAGUGCUACUAAGAAAGACGAUGACUUGUUCGAGACUUAUUCCAGCGACGAUGACUCCAGUGACGAGGACGGAGAUAGUGCGGACCAGUAUAAGCUAAUGCUAUGCGUCAGAAACGACUUGAAGAUGGGCAAGGGCAAGAUGUGCGCGCAAUGCGGGCAUGCCACGCUGGGUCUGUAUCGCAAAUUUGCCAACAGCAGGUUCACGGAAAAGUGGGUCAACUCUGGGCAAGCUAAGAUUGCUGUCAAAAUCAACGGAGAAGAAGAAAUGCUCCGACUCUACAAAGAAGCCAAAGCCAACGGCAUCCCAGCUUUGUAA
Molecule: messenger RNA, 414 nt
Organism: Gregarina niphandrodes
Lineage: Eukaryota; Apicomplexa; Conoidasida; Eugregarinorida; Gregarinidae
Product: putative peptidyl-tRNA hydrolase
Exons: 1
Coding region: 1-414 (137 amino acids)
Cellular component (GO): cytosol; mitochondrion
Molecular function (GO): peptidyl-tRNA hydrolase activity
Source: RefSeq, a predicted model, not a curated record